UUGCAAAUGUGAGCUGGUAAUACAAGUGAGGUGCGAUGCGAAUGCAACCUCGCGUUUGAAUUGCACGGAAGCAUUGCACUCAUGAGAACUAGCGCAGCGAAGGGGCCCCUUUCACUGGGUGUCCCAGCCUAACCUCAUCAACAGUGAUAAACUGGGAGCUUCUAAAAAGAAAGUGCUCUUCAGUCAUCAUGUGGCUCUGUCUUCUGGUGCUCUCAUUGCUGGCCCUGGUGUACAGAUGGUACAGACAAAGUCAGAUACUAGAGAAUCUCUCAGAUAAAUAUGUGCUGAUCACAGGAUGUGACUCUGGCUUUGGGAACUUAGCAGCGAAACAGCUGGAUCGCCGUGGUCUGAGGGUGCUGGCAGCUUGUCUGACUGAGAAAGGUGCUGAGGAGCUGAAGAAGGAGACGUCCAGCAGACUGCAGACUGUGAUCCUGGAUGUUACUGACAGUCAGAGCGUGAAGUCUGUAACUAAGUUGGUGACAGAUAUUGUCAGAGAAAAAGGGCUCUGGGGUUUGGUGAACAACGCAGGUGUUUCAUUGCCAAGUGGUCCCAAUGAGUGGUUAACAAAGGAUGAUUUUAGUAAGAUCUUAAACGUGAACCUUCUAGGGGUCAUUGAUGUCACAAUUAACCUGUUACCGCUCAUCCGAAAAGCCAAGGGACGUGUGGUCAACAUAGCCAGCGUUGCAGGGAGAAUGACCUUUUCUGGUGGUGGAUAUGCAAUUUCCAAAUACGGAGUAGAAGCAUUCUCUGACGGUCUAAGGCGUGAAAUGGCCAUCUUUGAUGUGAAGGUUUGUAUAGUGGAACCUGGCUUCUUUGAAACUACAUUGACAGAUCCAAAAUUUCAAAAAGAGAUUGUGAAAAAACUCUGGGUACGACUCCCAGACGAGAUACGCAAGAGCUAUGGGCAGCAGUACUUUGACACAUAUUGCAAAACAGUUGACUUAAUGCUUUCAAUUGCCAACAAAAAGCUCUACUUGGUUACCAACUGCAUGGAGCAUGCCUUAACUGCAGUGUACCCUUUUACGCGCUACUCUGCUGGUCUCGACGCCAAACUGCUGUUUCUUCCACUUUCCUAUUUACCUACUGCUUUUACAGAUUUUUUGAUGGGAUUCCGUCAUCGUCACUAUAAACCAGGAGAAAGUGCCUAAAAUUCUUGAAGGGACAGUCAAGUCCAAAAAAAACUUUCAUGUUACAAAUAGGGCAUAUAAUUUUAAACAACUUUCCAAUUUACUUUUAUCACCAAUUUUGCUUUGUUCUCUUGGUAUUCUUAGUUGAAAGCUAAACCUAGGAGGUUCAUAUGCUAAUUUCUUAGACCUUGAAGGCCGCCUCUAAUCUAAAUGCAUUUUGAUAGUUUUUUACCACUAGAGGGCAUUAGUUCACGUGUUUCAUAUAGAUAACAUUGAGCUCAUGCACGUGAAUUUACCAUGGAGACAGCUCUGAUUGGCUAAAAUGCAAGUCUGUCAAAAACGUGUAUAAUUAUAACUGUGUUGGUUAUGCAAAACUGGAAAAUAGGUAAUUAAGGGAUUAUCUAUCUUUUAAAACAACAAAAUUUCAGGUGUUGAAUGUCCCUUUAGUAGAAACAUACGUUUGUUUGUUUUUAAUUCCAUUAAAUGUGCCCACUGUGCUAGUAUCAAA
Molecule: messenger RNA, 1635 nt
Organism: Bombina bombina (fire-bellied toad)
Lineage: Eukaryota; Metazoa; Chordata; Amphibia; Anura; Bombinatoridae
Product: retinol dehydrogenase 7
Exons: 6
Coding region: 189-1148 (319 amino acids)
Molecular function (GO): oxidoreductase activity
Source: RefSeq, a predicted model, not a curated record